Pichia membranifaciens NRRL Y-2026 is the source of this 1679-nucleotide messenger RNA. RefSeq lists its product as hypothetical. Gene Ontology annotation, biological process: peroxisome inheritance. Lineage: Eukaryota; Fungi; Ascomycota; Pichiomycetes; Pichiales; Pichiaceae. Bases 104 to 1627 code for a protein of 507 amino acids. The record is from RefSeq and is a predicted model, not a curated record. The transcript has a single exon. Gene Ontology annotation, cellular component: extrinsic component of intraperoxisomal membrane.
GAGAGAAGAGAUAAAGAGCAGACGGCUCAUGUGUGUAGUUCAGCUUUUACGGGGCCGGAGCAGUACAGAAGGGCAGCGGGCCAAUGGUUACGGACUAAACAGCAUGGUGCAGGAGAGAAUAAAGCAUACUACGCUGCGGCGGGGGGCGUUUCCCCGAAUGAAGGCUGCUGACGACGACAAAGACAACGACAAGGACAAGGCCAAAAACAAAAACAAACACACAAACAGUGGCAACGGCAAUGACGCCAGCGUGUACAAGGCCGAAGGAGCGGAGGUGCUGAAGUUGAGGAACCCGUUCAGGAAGCUCAUGAGAUCGAAGCGGCACGGCACGUCGCACCACGCCAGCAUGCCGGGACAUCUCCAGCCUUCUGUGUCGACGGCCUCCACUGGCUCUGGCUCUUCGACACACUCGUCCCGGCCGUCGCAGGGGAUGAAGAAGGACAACAGGAAGACGAUUUUCCGGCUGCACGAGUCGGAGAUGUCAGUCUACAAGUCGGCGAAGGACCCAGGCGACGCACCGGCGAUAGCCACUGGCUCAAGCAUCCAUCACAUCAUCAAAAACAGCAAGCCCAGCUUGAUAGCUCAGGGAAAGUUCCAGAUCUACCAGAUGAACUCGGCUCUCAACUACCUGAGUUGCGGGUCCUUGACCCACCCGAUCCUGCCCUCUUGCACAAUAAUCAAAAUCAACACAAACACUUACAUUAUACCAAUCAAAAACCCGGUGAGGUACUGGAGACUCACCCUCAAUACCGACGAUGAGUCAAUCUUGCACAAAUUUGAAUCUACAGUACAGCCGAUCUCCAAAUUUAAAGUAGACCUAUUAGUCGAUUUCACGUUGAGCUCUCCGUUCUGUACAAUCAUCGAUACCUCCACUGCGCAUACCUCUUCCUCUUCCGUCACUUUGAAAUCGUUUCUACACGUUGAUUCAGAAGACGACUCACCAAAAACGGAAAACGCCAUUGACGCGUUGACUUUACAUCACCCGAUCCCUGUUCGUCCCAAUUCGGCCUCGACAACUUCGUUAAAAUCCUCGAUUUUACGCAAAUACAACACCAUAAACUCAAAUUCCAGCUUGAAUACUUCUCAGGUCUCUUUCGCUGAAGAUAUGGCCUCAACCAGGAAAGUAAGUGACAUACAUGCUGUUUCAGAAUCCACAGAAAUACAAAAGUGCCAAAACAUAAAAUCUUCGGAUGACUUGAAUGGGAAUACUAGUCCUAAUCUACUGGUAGAUUUGGAUUUCGAUUCUGAUCUAGACUUAGACCUGGAUUUGGAAUUAGAUUUAGACCUUGACCAAGAUUUGGACUUGAGCCUCAAAAUGGACAGUCUGGAUAUGGAUUCUCAUUUAGGAGUUAUGUCAACAAACAUGAAGGGUUUCAGUAAAGGCAAAAGAUCGAUUUCGGCUUCAGAUCUCGAUGAUCUCGAUGAGGUGGAUCUUGAUUCAGAAGAGCUUCUUUGUAUGUGGAAUAACAUAGGAGAUGGGAUUACGAAACGAUAUUCUCUCUCGUUUAAAGCCUACGAUUUGAAAAAACCUAUAUCAAUCGAUGUUUUCGACAAGUAUAGAAGAAAUAUUAAGUCGGUCUUGAAAAGCGAAGGUGCUGGCAUUCCUGACAACUUCUUGAACCACUAAUUUAUACCAUAUAGACCUCUAUGUACACUUCAAAGAAAUUAUCAUUCGUGAA